Chelonus insularis is the source of this 1194-nucleotide messenger RNA. It is a transcript of the gene mRpL47, whose product is annotated as mitochondrial ribosomal protein L47. Gene Ontology annotation, molecular function: structural constituent of ribosome. Gene Ontology annotation, biological process: mitochondrial translation. The transcript is spliced from 5 exons. NCBI's taxonomy places the organism in Eukaryota, Metazoa, Arthropoda, Insecta, Hymenoptera, Braconidae. Bases 20 to 853 code for a protein of 277 amino acids. Gene Ontology annotation, cellular component: mitochondrial ribosome; mitochondrial large ribosomal subunit. The record is from RefSeq and is a predicted model, not a curated record.
UUAUCUGGUUUAUUCAAAAAUGGCGGCACUCAAGUACAUUGUACGAACAACAAGUGCCAUUCAAAAUAUUACAAAAACAUUAAAUAAUUUGUCAUUAUUAUCUCCUCAUAGUUCAAAAAUAACAACUUAUGACAUUACAAAACGAUUUACUUCUACGAAACCUGCGGUUCAAGAAAAAAAAACAGAAGAUGCAAAGGAAGAAAUCAAACCCCCAACCGGGUUAAUGGAAUUUUUUGAUGAUCCAAAAAAUUGGAUGAAAAAGCGUAUACGAGUAGGACGUGCAUGGAAUAAGGAUGAAUUACGACUUAAAAGUAAUGAAGAUCUUCAUAAAUUAUGGUACAUACUUUUAAAAGAAAGAAACAUGUUGUUAACCAUGGAGCAUGCUCAUAAAAAAGAAUUUGAAUUUUUUCCAAAUCCAGAACGGAAAGAUAAGGUAGAAAUAAGUAUGGAAAAUUUGGAGGAGGUUGUUAGAGAAAGAAAUCGAGCAUAUUAUGAACUUGAAACUGGAGAACAUGGUGAACGAGAAACAGUGUUUGCCAGAAACGUAUUAGGAUUAAUGGAGGAAUAUUCGUUGAAACAACAUCAUAUUCCAAAAGAGGUAAACUCAGAGGAGCGAAAUAAGCUUAAAUACCAAGGUGGACCUGAUGUGGCAGAAUUUAUAGGUUUAUUCCGUGAAAAAAUGUUCCUUAAAAAGAGAAAAGAGCAUAGUUUCCGAUGUAGCGAAGUUCGAACCAUUUUACGGAGAUUCCCUAAUGUGGAUGAAGAAGCUUUGAAAGCAAAAUAUCCAGAUGUUGAUAUAGAAAAAAUGAAACGUAUUCGACGAUCAAGGGGACAUUGGGAAAAUACUAUUUAAUAACGUAUACAUUAGAAUAAAACAAAUUCAAUUACAAUAUACAUAAUUACCAAAUAUCCAAAUACUUUUUUUGUAGAGAUGUUUCUGAUAAUACUUUAACAAUAAUUAAAAUGAAUAAUCACUGGAUAAUAUUUUUUAAGAUAAAAAAAAAAUUUACUGGUUCAUUUAAUACUAGUAAAUACGAAUAAAUCAGACAUUGAAGAUAAAAUUACAUUUUAUUGAUCACCUGACUAGCUUGUACAAUCCAUUGGUAAUUCUAUUGUGAUGCAAUUUAGCGACAAUUAAUAAUAUCAAGGGAAAUUGAUUUAUUUGAAAAAAUUACGUGAUUUCGCACUUAUCAA